CCAGUUACUUCCGAAGUUUCAAAGCGAGCGGUACACGGGCGGACGAUUCGCUCGAGAAGCGAAACGAGUCAGCAUUUUUAGCACGUCACGACGAGGCAAGCAAAAUCUCAAAAGAAAACACGAAAAGGCGAGGCUGUGCGUGAAACAUUGUGCAGCGUUGCGAGUGCUUCUAUUCAAAGCACCCAGUGAAAAUAUGUAAAUAAAACGUUGUAAGCGACAGAAUAAGCCCGGUUUCACAGUGCGCCACAUUCAUAUGCAAAUCGGAAUCGGUGCCGCAAACUAAGCAGCACAUAAUUUGCGAAUUAAAUCAAAACACACGUCGCUCCGUCUCGCUCUUUUGAGCCGGCAUCCUGGCAGCAACAACAAUUGCAGGACAUUAAACGGACGCCUGGUUGAACGUUACGCGACGCGAACCGUUAACCGUUACGCUUCCGCUUUACGGCUUACGUAGCUCGCGCACGGGUGUGUGUGUGUUUUGCGGACUUAACAAUUGGCAAGGGGGCGGAUGAGAAACGCGAUGCCGCCCACGUAAUGUGUGCCGAAAUUUAAAUUGCAAUCUAUGUGUACGACUGUGUACGACUGUGUGCCGGUGUGUGUGUGUGUGGAUAACGAUUAACAUAAACGUAAACAAAAGGAUUAGACGUUACGUUGUCGGGAUUACGCCAGCAGUAGUGACAGACUUUUUCCGAUAGCUCCAGCUUCCAUUCUCAGGUUGCUUCCGCCGAUCAGCCAGAGCUUAAGCUGUGUUCAUCCGCGGCUUUGUUCGUGUGACAAGCGAAACUAAUGAGCACAAAUCGGAAGCAGGAAGCAGCAGCGAAAGUAAAACUGCUUAAGUAAAUACUCGUAACUGUGAUAAGACCAAAGGAAGCACAGCGAUCACAAGUUGCGUAAUUACGAGCCAUCGUCCAGUGAUUUUGCGCGCAAUAAAUGUCAACGUGGCAACAAGGAAAGUAAUCACAACUAUUUGCUAAACCCAAGCACCCAGCAAACAAUCUCACAAAAUGGCUUACCCACGGCUUCGGAAGGCAGUUGCGCCACCAGCAACACUCCAACUUGCCCCACCAGCACAAACAGCACAAAGCCCGGCAGCAACAUUGCUGCGCAGCAGAAGAGCCUCAAGUUCAAGGCGGUCAUCGUUAAUCAGAUGUUUUAUAUCCUGCCACACGUUCAGCUUGUUCCUGCUGCUCCUCCUUCUGGCCAGCGGAGUCCGGGCUGCCAGCAAGCUGGCCACUCGGAGCAACAAAACAUCGGGCGCAUCGGCAGCAUCGGCAGCAUCCGGAGUCGGAGCCGGCACUGCGGCAACUUCGGCGGCGGCGGCGGCGGCGUCAGGAACACCCAUUUGGGAUCACGCCAUCGAUUUGAAUGAGGAUUUUCGCAUACUAUGGCAAAUCAUUAAUCAGGAUAUAACAUUUGAAAUACAGGCACGUACCCUGGGCUACGUCGGGUUCGGAUUCUCGCCCGAUGGCAAUCUGGCUGGUGCCGAUAUGGCCAUCGGCUGGGUGGACAAGGGUCAAACCUAUUUUCAGGAUCGUCACGUCACACGGAACGGAGACCCCGAGCCGGUGGUGGAUCCCUCGCAGGAUUAUAUGCUGAUGCUGGGCUACGAGAACGCGACGCACACGGUCCUCCGCUUCCGACGCAAGCUGGACACAUGCGACCCCAGCCACGACAUCGCCAUAACGAACGACACGAUGCGCCUGCUGUACAUGUACCACGCCCAGGAUCCGCCGCACGGCUCGGUGCGUCCUGGCACCCUUCCGGACCCGGCCCGCGCCUUCCGCCCCUACCGCCCCAUGGUCCUCAUGCAGCGCGCCCAGCUGCCGAUGCCCUCGCCUACGCACGACGAGCGCGUGCGAGUCCUGGAGCUGCGCAACGAGGAUGUGGAGCUGCCCGCCGGCGACCUUCCGCUCUUCUGGUGCAAGAUGUUCAAGCUGGAGGACAUCAAUCGCAAGCACCACCUGAUCCGGUACGAGCCGAUUUAUGAUUCAUCGUCCAGCGUGCACUACUUGCAGCACAUAACGCUGCACGAGUGCCAGGGUGCCCACGCGGAGCUGGAGGAGAUGGCACGCGAGCAGGGCCGCCCGUGCCUCGGAGCCCGGUCCAUUCCGCUGGCGUGCAACGCCAUCGUGGCCUCCUGGUCGCGCGGCAGCGAGGGCUUUACUUAUCCACAUGAGGCCGGCUACCCGAUCGAGUCGCGGCAGGCGAAAUAUUAUUUAAUGGAGACCCAUUACAACAAUUUGAAGCCCGACUUUGCCCAAUUGCACGCCAGACAAAUGGCGGAUAAUUCGGGUUUGAAAAUCUACUUCACGCACGUCCUGCGACCUAACGAUGCUGGCAUACUGUCAAUCGGAAUGGACCCCAACUGGCGACACAUCAUCCCGCCGGGCCAGAAGCGGGUCGUUUCCGAGGGGCAGUGCAUCGAGGACUGCACCGGCUACGCCUUCCCCCAGCAGGGCAUCAACAUAUUCGCGGUGAUGAUGCGCACCCACCAGAUCGGCAAGGAGGUCAAGUUACGCCAGAUACGCCAAACCGAGGAGCUGCCGCCAAUUGCACACGACAGCAAUAUAGAUGUUGCCUAUCAGGACUUUCGACGUCUGCCACAAUCGGUGCAUUCCAUGCCCGGGGACAGACUCAUCGCCGAAUGCAUUUAUGACAGUUCGUCACGAAAGGCAAUUACCCUGGGUGGACUCACCAUGAAGGAAGAAAGCUGCACGGUGCUGACACUCUACUAUCCACGCCAGAAGAAGCUGACAACGUGCCACUCACUGCCGAGUCUGCCCACCGUGUUGCACUCGCUUGGCAUCGAGCAACUGGCAACCGACUCAAACCCCGUGCUGAUAUCAUCGCCGCCCGAAUUGGCCGGAAUGACACUGGAGGCACGUCUGAUAUCCUACGACUGGGAGAAUCAAUUUGGCGAGUUCCAGGAGGCCACACGCAAGGGCAGCUUCAAGCCCAUUUGCUGGGGGGCCAAGAAUCAUGUGGUGCCGGGCUCCGAGUUCCUCGAGGGCUACAGCAUAAAUGUGACCAAGACGUACAAGAAGCACCGGCGGUGCAAACCAAAGCGGCCCCUGGCCACGCCCACCGAGCGCACCGCACCGCCGCCCGCGUCCGACCUCAGCGAGCUGCCGGUGCUCCACGAGCUGGACAACAACAACAUCAUCGAGGGAGCGGCGCGGAGCAGUCGCAGCUCGGCGACCGACGUCCACGGCCUGAGCCGCGGGAGCGGGCGCCACUUCAUCAGCUGCCUGCUCUGGCUGGGCGCCUCGUCCUGGUGGCUCCUGCUGAUGCUCAGGACGUGAGGGGAUUGAAGGGGGCGAAGCAGCAGCAGCACCACAGGCACCACCGUCUCAAUACACUAAACUAACCAUACAGCUACAGUACAGAUGCAGUACAGAUCAGUGAAAUGCGAAAGGCGAAAAUAGGGUACUGAAACAGCAAACGCAACUCAACUACAGCUCUCUCUAACUACAAAUGACAUCUCUUAAUCCUACUACAGCUACAGCUACAGCUACAGAUACAGCUACAGAUACAGAUAAAGAUACAAAUAGAAGCAGAAUGAACAUGCGGAAAAGAGGAAACCAUGAAAUAUUCAUAAUAAGCUAGCGUAUAACAGCUUUUCCAGGCCCCAAACUCCGUACACCUGCUAGUCCCUGACGCCCAUUUAUUUAAGCUUCUCCCUCCACAGUUUUGUUGAUUUUGUUUUAGAGUUUUAGUAAAUUAUUGAUGAUUUUUUUAAGUAGUCUAAGCAAAAAGAA
This is a messenger RNA of Drosophila erecta, 3755 nucleotides long. RefSeq names its product MOXD1 homolog 2 (gene olf413). Gene Ontology annotation, cellular component: secretory granule membrane. The record is from RefSeq and is a predicted model, not a curated record. The transcript has 11 exons. Gene Ontology annotation, biological process: dopamine catabolic process; octopamine biosynthetic process; norepinephrine biosynthetic process. Bases 1002 to 3299 code for a protein of 765 amino acids. NCBI's taxonomy places the organism in Eukaryota, Metazoa, Arthropoda, Insecta, Diptera, Drosophilidae. Gene Ontology annotation, molecular function: dopamine beta-monooxygenase activity; copper ion binding.